This is a messenger RNA of Astyanax mexicanus (Mexican tetra), 2207 nucleotides long. It is a transcript of the gene rnf151, whose product is annotated as ring finger protein 151. Gene Ontology annotation, molecular function: zinc ion binding. The transcript is spliced from 4 exons. Gene Ontology annotation, cellular component: plasma membrane signaling receptor complex. Bases 356 to 1138 code for a protein of 260 amino acids. The record is from RefSeq and is a predicted model, not a curated record. NCBI's taxonomy places the organism in Eukaryota, Metazoa, Chordata, Actinopteri, Characiformes, Acestrorhamphidae. Gene Ontology annotation, biological process: regulation of canonical NF-kappaB signal transduction; positive regulation of JNK cascade.
UCUAGAGCCGGCAGCCAUUGAAAAGCUGAGCGGUAACCAAUAGCAACACUUUUGCACUUUUGUCCACUGAGUAAAACCUGGAUAAUACUGUACCAGGCCUCUGUGGGUCGGCGGCUGGUUGUUGUCAGGUUGUCAGGUGCUAGCCACAUUUGUCACAUUUGUGCUAGAAAGGAAAAGAAGGAAAGAAAAUGGAAAUGUGGAAUAGAUUUCUGAAUCAUCCAGGGUCAAAUGGUCUUAUCUGGACAUGUUUAAGCUGUGUGUUGUUGGGAUGGAAGCACCUGUUAUGGGCACAGUAACAUUUAGCAUGUAUCACUGCACAACUGCCUGUGAUCUUCUAACACUGGACGCCUGAGAUAUGAGUGGUGGCUAUGAAGUGGAGCUGUUUGUGGACACCCCUGACCAUGAUCUGAUCUGUAUCAUCUGCAGAGGUGUUCUACGCUGCCCUGUACGCGUGGCCUGUAACCACAUAUUCUGUAAGAGGUGUAUUUUACAGUGGAUGAGGAGACAGGAAACAUGCCCGUGCUGCAGGAAGGCUAUCAGUCAGAGCCUCAUGUUCAUUAUGUUCAAGCUGAGCAAAUCCAUCAGCCGUUUACUUAUCAAGUGUCGGAAUGAACAGCAGGGCUGCAGAGCAAACUACCCCCUGUCAGAUGAGUACCUCCACAGCUCAGUGUGUCCUUUUGAAUGGCUGCUGUGUCCUCAUCCGGGCUGUGGAGAGCGGGUGCUGAGGAAGGAUGCCCAGGAGCACGAGCGCACCUGUGGCCACUGGAGGCAGCUGUGUCCAAUGGGCUGCGGAGUGCUGCUGAACCGGCACAGCCAGGCCCGGCACAACUGCUACAGAGAGCUGCAGCAGCGCUAUGAGGCUCAGAAGCAGAGGCAGCGCACCAUCGCCGCUGCACUGCGCAGGAAGAUGCUGCGCAUGCAGAGCAGCAUGAACCACAUGAGGAGGCAGAUAGGCCUGAUCUGUGAAAGCCUGGAGCUCAGCCAGGGCCCCGAGGGGCCAAGUGAGGACCCCGGAGAAGGAACCAGCACUGGGACUGGCUCUAGGGCCAACUACAGCUCCAGCAACUCCAGAUCCACUUCCACCUCUACCUCCACCUCUACUUCCACCUCUACUUCCACCUCUAGCAGUAGCUCCUGAGGUGGACGUGCUCUUUUUAAAGUUUGAGAUCUGUGUUUUCAGUAGUUUAAAGCCAGUUCCUAGUGUUUGUUGGAAUUGGAAUUCUUCUACAGCUGUGUCAAAUAACUGAUUUUCAGAAUAUGAAACUAUUCGUGUUGAGAACACCUGUCUAAAAUAAUAUUUAAAAAAAAACAUUUAUAUGUGUAACAGAGCUGCAAACGAGUUCAUUAAAAAUUUAAAAAUCUAUAGAUUGUGUUUGAUGAAAAGACCUCCAUUUAAUCGUACCCCAACUACGAUUAAUGAACAGCUCAAGUUGCCCAGUGUUUGAAUACUUUUUCAUGUUGCUGCCAUUACAGGGUGAAGUUAAGUGACUAAACAUUUGGUUUUGUCUUUUUAUAUGCCCAGCCCUAUAUUCUGAGCUGGUUAACAUCAGGAAUGGCUUGUAUUUGAAAAAUCUUAAUGCAGAUAACAGAACACAAAAUUACCAGAUUUGGGGAAACAAGCUUAAAAUGUUUGUACUCAAAUCCACAUUCCCAAAAACUACUUAAACAAUGAGCCUAGUAAUAUAUUAAAUAAUAUAUUAACCAUGAAUGGUUCAAAUUUGCUGUGCUCUAAUGAUGAUGGUCUCGUAAAUUAAUCAAAUGGCAAAUAAGUAAACAUUGCUGAAUGCUAGGAUCAUUGUUAAAAACUGCAUUAGUGGCUUUUAAGCACUUCAUGUUCAGAUAUCCAGUAGGUGUCAAUAAAGUAUUGUGAAAUGAAAUCAGCUGUGAACAGGGAACCCUGACUGUUUUAUACUCUCAACUUGUGCAGUUGCAUGCAAAAGUUUUUUCACCCCUGGAAAAAAAAUAAAAUAAAACUGAUUUUCAAAUGGUAUAGAGAUAAAUUCAUAACGUUAUGUGUUGUAAGAGGAACAUCAGACCAACCCUGGUGUAUUCUGGAUACAAAGCCUGUCAGCUGAUGAAGUAAUAAUAUAUCCCUGUGUGUACCCUUAAGUAGAUUAUUUGUCUUUCAAAUUACUAUUUAUAUCAAUUUCAUGUCCAAGUAAUGUAUGAAAAAAUAGAUUAACAGUAUUUUAUUAUCAUUUUAUACU